AUGACUGAACCACUCACCCUCCAAACCCGCACCGUUUACCGCGCCCUCCUCCGCGAACUCCCACGCCGGCAUCUCUCCACCCCAUCCCCGCUACAUCAACGUCUCCGCCAGCUCUUCCGCGCAGAAACCACAACCCCUUCAACCCCAUCACCACUCCCUCAAUCAACAUCAAUACCAACACAAUCAGCACAAGCAGAACCAACAUCCACGCUCCCCUUCUCAACACCAUCCACAAUAGAAGAACGCGCUCUUCGCAUCCAAGAAGCGGAGCAACUAGCCCAGUACGCUCGCGCACAGCGCGCCUAUGCAGCGCUGCUGGAGCGGUAUAAUCCCGGCAUGGACAUGGAUGAGGAGGAGAGGGUUAGAUUGACGGCUAGGAGGGUGGGCUUUGAUUUGCCGGUGGUGAAGGGGACGCAGGAGUAG
Penicillium riverlandense is the source of this 423-nucleotide messenger RNA. RefSeq names its product LYR motif-containing protein. The coding region runs from base 1 to 423 and encodes 140 amino acids. The transcript has a single exon. Gene Ontology annotation, biological process: mitochondrial proton-transporting ATP synthase complex assembly. The record is from RefSeq and is a predicted model, not a curated record. Lineage: Eukaryota; Fungi; Ascomycota; Eurotiomycetes; Eurotiales; Aspergillaceae. Gene Ontology annotation, cellular component: mitochondrial matrix.